AGAGAGAGAGAAAAAAGUAAUAUUCGAUUGCGAAUUAUAUACGAUAUUUUAGUCAUCAAAUCGCCAUUGGCAAAUUUAGUAUUUAGUUAUUUUCGCUGAAGAAAAUUCCUUGACUAUAAACUGCCUUUUCAAUGUGUCAUCACCAGAACGAAAAAGCGAAGAGAGCUCAGUGAAAAUUCCAGGGUUUUUUUUCAGUAUUCAAGUAUGAACCCAUCAUCAUCAUUAUCAUCAGUGAUUACCAGAGAUCAAACCCUCUCUCUUUUCAGCCACCCUUUCCCACAAUCUCAAUCUUCCCCUCUUUCAAAUUCCAGAAAUGGUUCCUUUGUGUGUCCCAUCAUCAACACCCACAGAAGAAAGCCAAAGACCCACACUUUGUUCACAUCUCCUAAGCGAUUCCGAGCCAUCUCUUGUUGUUUAGGCGACAGUAGAUCGCCUGCAAAGUCACUUCGACAGAUUCUGGAAUCGCCUGGGGUUCAUCAAGGCCCUGCUUGUUUUGAUGGUCUCAGUGCUAAGCUUGUUGAAAGAGCUGGGUUUCGGUAUUGUUUCACCAGUGGAUUUUCCAUUUCUGCUGCUCGUCUGGGAUUACCGGACACGGGAUUUAUUUCCUAUGGAGAAAUGGUUGAUCAGGGCCAACAAAUCACCCAGGCCGUGUCGAUUCCUGUUAUUGGAGAUGGCGAUAAUGGAUAUGGAAAUGCGAUGAAUGUGAAGAGAACUGUUAAAGGAUACAUAAGAGCCGGCUUUGCCGGGAUCAUUCUCGAAGAUCAGGUGUCUCCGAAAGCAUGUGGUCACACACAAGGCAGGAAGGUGGUAUCCAGAGAGGAAGCCAUUAUGAGAAUUAAAGCAGCAGUUGACGCUCGCAAAGAGAGUGGCUCGGACAUUGUUAUCGUGGCACGGACGGAUUCUCGUCAAGCGCUGUCUUUAGAGGAGUCACUCUGGAGAUCAAGGGCUUUUUCCGAUGCCGGAGCAGAUGUCCUUUUUAUUGAUGCACUAGCUUCUAAAGAAGAAAUGAAAACCUUUUGUGAAGUUUCUCCGUUAGUUCCAAAAAUGGGUAAUAUGCUUGAAGGUGGGGGGAAAACACCAAUACUCACUCCGCUUGAACUCGAAGAAAUCGGAUAUAAACUUGUGGCAUAUCCGCUCUCCUUGAUUGGAGUAUCUAUCCAAGCAAUGCAGGAUUCGCUGAAUGCCCUCAAAGGUGGUCGUAUUCCGCCUCCGGGGAGCAUGCCAUCUUUCGAAGAAAUCAAGGAAAUCUUAGGUUUCAAUAAAUACUAUGAGGAAGAAAAAAUAUAUGCUGCCAGCAAUUAUCGGCUAUAUGGAGACAGAGUGAGCAGUAAUGCAUACAGUAUAGAACGGGUUCGAGAUGAGUCGGAACAAAGAGGUCAAAGUCCUCAAGAUCCAGUUGUCGAGGUGAUAACUCCUGAUGUAUACAGUAACUAUCGUGCAGAUGGUUCAAGGGAUCCUUUUGCUAGGAUCUGGUCUCGGUCAUUGAGAAUCAAGAUUACCGGAAGAGACGGAAUCGAGAGACUGGACGUUAGAGUUCCUGCCGGGUUUUUGGAAGGAAUAACAAAUAUCGUUCCGGCUUUGGGGGGCAUAAACAUCAAGGAAUUGUUGGACGAUGCCGCCGAAGAAGUUGGUGGGAAGCUGUUGUUGGAUUUUAACGAUACAAUGGGUGACAGAAUUCAAGUCUUUCUCGAAUGAAACCCCAUUGUAGUCGAGCUUUUCAAGACUCGAAAGUGGAAGGUAGUUUUUGGUUAUAUCGGAAAAUUGUGGGUGCGAUCGCACACGUGGCUGGUGGAACGCCGGCAGAUUCAUACCCUGAUUUCAAGCUUCCUUAGAAUUCUUAAGUUUUGAAAAAGAUUCAUACCCUGAUUUCAAGUUUCCUUAGAAUUCUUAAGUUUUGAAAAACAUGUUGGAACAGAAACAAACUGAUAAAACCUCAGUAUAACACCAAAAUAAGGCAUGGAAUUUACAACAUCUUGUAUUCUUUAUA
This is a messenger RNA of Hibiscus syriacus, 1987 nucleotides long. RefSeq names its product 2,3-dimethylmalate lyase-like. The transcript has 9 exons. The record is from RefSeq and is a predicted model, not a curated record. Gene Ontology annotation, molecular function: catalytic activity. The coding region runs from base 205 to 1695 and encodes 496 amino acids. Lineage: Eukaryota; Viridiplantae; Streptophyta; Magnoliopsida; Malvales; Malvaceae.